Ilyonectria robusta is the source of this 1775-nucleotide messenger RNA. Its product is annotated as putative succinate-semialdehyde dehydrogenase. The record is from RefSeq and is a predicted model, not a curated record. The transcript has 2 exons. Lineage: Eukaryota; Fungi; Ascomycota; Sordariomycetes; Hypocreales; Nectriaceae. The coding region runs from base 167 to 1696 and encodes 509 amino acids. Gene Ontology annotation, molecular function: succinate-semialdehyde dehydrogenase (NAD+) activity.
AAUCAUCUCACCACUUCUCGGGAUUAAAUGAUCAAGGCUAGCGUCGUUUGUGACGGGCCUCUCCAUCGCUUCGUCGUGCGGAAAGACCAAUUAAUACAGCUCGUAAGCUGUGUCCACGAGGCCGAUUCCCUGCCGUUAAGCCAGCUUAAGCAGCCACUACUACACCAUGUCAGCCAGCCACACCGGAACGCUCCCAUUCAGCUUGGCCGACAAGAGCCUCGCCCAGUUCGACUGCCAGGUGCACGGCAAAUCCGUCCUCGCCAAGUCGGGCAAGCGGUUUGACGUUGUCGACCCAGGCUCAGCCAGAGUAUGGGCCUCUUGUCCCGACAGCAGUGAUGCCGACGUCGACGCCGCCGUGCAAUCCUGCCACGAAGCCUUCAAGGAAUAUUCCAAAUGGACUCCGAGACAACGUGCCCAGUGCCUUCUGAAGUGGCACCAGCUGAUCGUCGAGAACCGAGAUGAUCUCGCCAAGGUUCUCGUUUUUGAGACCGGCAAGCCUCUGGUCGAAGCAUACGGAGAAAUCGACUAUGCCACAACCUUCACGUGGUGGUUUGUCGGGGAGGCUGAGAGAGUCCAGGGCACAACCAUCACGUCUGCCACGCCUGGCCGGCGAUCCUUCACCAUCAAGCAGCCCAUUGGCGUCGUUGCUGCUCUGGUCCCUUGGAACUUCCCAAUCGCCCUCGUGUUGAGAAAAGCCAGCGCGGCCCUGGCUGCUGGUUGCACCAUGGUUGUAAAGCCAUCUCCAGAAACUCCCGUCUCUACCUUGUCACUUGCUUGUCUGGCUAUACGUGCUGGGUUUCCCCCCGGUGCCCUCAAUAUCCUGACUACAAGUCUCGAGAACACGCCGUCAGUGGCAGAGGCUUUAUGUGUACACCCCCUAGUCAAGAAGGUGACCUUUACGGGAAGCACUCGUGUGGGAAAGCUCAUCACAGGGCUGUGUGCAAGGAACCUGAAGAAGGCUACCCUAGAACUAGGUGGAAAUUGCCCCUUUAUUGUAUUCGACGAUGCCAAUCUCGACCAGGCUAUGGGACAGCUCAUGAACCUCAAAUGGAGACACGCUGGCCAAGCUUGUGUUUCAUCGAACAGGCUGUAUGUCCAACGUGGGGUGUACGACAAAUUCAUCGCGGACCUGGUGACGAAAACUUCUGCCCUAAAGGUUGGCCAUGGUAUGGAAGAGGGAACUACCCUGGGUCCUGUCACAACGCCCCGAGGGCUGGACAAAGCAGAAGAGCUUGUUGGCGAUGCACUUUCCAAAGGCGCAAAGAUUGUUCUUGGAACAGGCCAAAGGCUACACACAUCCUCCGAUGCUGGAGGUGGGGCUGCGGGAUAUUUCAUGGCUCCAACUAUUCUCUCGAACGUUUCCGACGACAUGCUCAUGUCCCAAGAAGAAAUCUUCGCGCCUGUUUUGGGCGUAUCGGUCUUUGACACGGAAGAUGAAGUAGUUGAGAGAGCCAACAACACAGCUAUGGGACUGACAAGUUAUGCGUUUACGAAGAAUGUAGACCGCUUGUGGAGGCUAUUUGAGAAGCUAGAGGCUGGCAUGAUUGGACUGAACACAGGCAAUAAUUCAUCAGCUGAGGCUCCGUUUGGAGGUAUUAAGGAAAGUGGAUGUGGUAAAGAGAGCGGCAAAGAUGUCGCUAUUGAGGAGUUUAUGGUCACCAAAACUGGAACACUGACCGUGGAGGAUCAUGUAUAAGGCACAAGUAAUGGGAUUCCAUGUAGUCUCAAGAUUCUUUUAUACCUACAAAUCCCGACAUGAUGCACUACAGCUUUAC